UGAAGCUGCUUCCGUGCUAAAGGGAGCCGGGUGGCUGGGAGGCAGGAGGGAUGGGAAGCGUUUGGGGGCUUCAGCGGGGGCAGGGUGUCAGGAGAGGGGGGCUGGGGGGAAAGAUGGGCAGCAAAGGAGGGAGUGGAAUCCGGACCCUCAGCCCAGAGCCAGGGGAGUGGUGCGCCGGGUCUCUCCCCUGUGGCUCAGGCGAGCAGCGAGAAGUCAGCCUGCAGAACUGGACAUUCCAGCUGUGCGUGAAGCCCUUCAUCCCCCGAUGUGGCCCCACUUCUGGGAAGGAAGGAAGGGAGGAAGGAAAGCCACCCUGAAGCUGGUUUAGGAAGAGGGGCCCAGCACUGGGGCCCAGCGGCUUUCACCUUGUUGCCAUUCUGUGUUAAAUUGGGUCUCUGCUCCUUGGGCAGUUGCGUGUUCUUCAGUGGAACCAUUCAGUGUGUGGCUCUUGAGGUCACUCCCCAACAUCCUCGUCUGAUGUUGAUAAACUGCUGUCAAGUCUUUGGGCAGCAGAAGUUGAUUGCCCACUGAACUGAGUAUUGUGGGAGAUGGAUUUAAAAGGGGCAAGAAAUCUUAAUAGGGAUUCUGGACAUUCCUUUUGGCGUUUGAAUGAGGGAGUCAAUAGUUUGACUUUUAUAUGUGAGAUUACAUUGAUUGCACAUCUGAGGGUGAAAGAGCUUGAAACUCAGAAGUGAACUUGAGAGAGUUGAGAAAUACAAUGUGCGUUUACUUGUUGUGUGACCGGCCACAGGAAUUUCUUCUCCCUCCCUUUUCUUGCUACUGUAGUGUUACAGGUGUUUCUCCUAAACAGCAUGGACAGACAUUGUGCCUUUUUUCUGAUACUCUGUCUGUUGUAAGCUUUAUGCCUGGUAGCUUUACAUGGCAAUGGGACAUUAUUAGGAAAUAAAUCUGAUGCAGACUUGGCUUUCUUUUUAUUUCUUGGACUUCUGGUUUUAGAAGUAGGGUUUUUUGAUGGCUUCAGUUUAGUCAGAUCUCUGGUAUUCUUUAGGCAAUAGCACAAAGGGCUGGUCUGAUUGGUUAGAUUGUACCAUAUCUCAGUUCAGAAGAGAUAAGGAAGGCUUUAAUCAAAUGCUUAGGGUUGUGGUAAUUCUAAAAGGAAUUGGUCCUGUCAGACACUGUAAGCUGCUAUUUUGAAUGUUUCAGAUGCCUCUGGAUGUUCCAUGGUAGCACUCUUCCAUAUUGGAACAGCAAAGAUUUCUCCAAUCUUACUUCCAAGGGUGAGACACGCUCUGUGCUUCUACCGCCUACGUUGCUUUCUUCAGGGGUGCGGCUCCACCGUAAACAGGAAACUGGCGUCCCACGGCUUUGGCGCGUCCAUGGCAGCAAUGUCAUCCUUCCCUCCACAGAGAUAUCACUACUUUUUAGUGUUGGAUUUUGAGGCCACUUGUGACAAACCACAAAUUCAUCCUCAGGAAAUCAUUGAGUUCCCCAUUCUGAAGCUAAAUGGCAGGACGAUGGAGAUUGAAUCCACCUUUCACAUGUAUGUGCAGCCGGUGGUGCACCCUCAGCUUACUCCCUUCUGUACAGAGCUGACUGGAAUUAUUCAAGGCAUGGUGGAUGGGCAGCCAAGUCUCCAGCAAGUGCUUGAGAGGGUCGAUGAGUGGAUGGCGAAGGAAGGCCUCUUAGAUCCUAGUGUCAAGUCGAUUUUUGUAACCUGCGGAGACUGGGAUUUGAAAGUAAUGUUACCAGGACAAUGCCAGUACUUAGGGCUGCCGGUUGCUGAUUACUUCAAACAGUGGAUUAAUCUGAAAAAGGCAUACAGCUUCGCCAUGGGGAGCUGGCCGAAGAACGGGCUCUUAGACAUGAACAAAGGACUCAACCUGCAGCACAUAGGGAGGCCUCACAGCGGGAUAGACGACUGUAAGAACAUCGCUAACAUCAUGAAGACGCUGGCCCAUAGAGGCUUCAUCUUCAAGCAGACCUCCAAACCCUUUUGAUCGGCGGGGCGGGCCGGACAGGGCUGCAUGCGGCCGGCCCCUCCGCUGCGGGAGGACGGGCGAUAGCAUUCGAACGGCAACCGAGGACAGAGGCGACGCCACACCCAACUCCGCUGUUCCGCCAGUAGAGGUUGUAUAUAUGGAAAGGAAAAUCUCUGUGUAGACCCGACGUGGACCCCCCCUGUCUGGGCUGCUCCGGCCAUCGCCCGCCAUGCUCCCGGAGCCGCCCGCGGCGCUUGCACCACCUGGUUAGAGCUGUAGUUCCUUCUUCUUUCUGUGCCCCUGGUUCCUGUUGCCCCCUUGUGCCCCCCCAGCCAUGGGUCGCCCUCUUUCUUUUCUGUGUUUGUUUCCCUGUCGCCAGGCCCUGCCAGGCGCUGCCGGGUGACCCGUCGGCGCUGCAUGGCAGCUCCAGCCUGACAUGGCGACAGGAGCCGCGCCCCCCCCGCCCUGCCCCUCCCAGCCCGCUCCUCACCCCUUUGCAGUGAACACUAACCCCGAUCCCGCUGUGUGUCCCCGCAACCCGGCUUUCUGCUCCAGCUCAAGUGCCUGUAUUCUCUGCCCGCCGGCUCGCCAGCCAGGGCUCUGGGCAGGGGGCGGGCGGUGGCAGGCAGCCUGGCCCUUCUGCUCCUGUCUGUCCCAGGGGGCAGGAGGGGGGCUCCUGCCCGCCCCCCUCCCCCUCCCCGGCCGAAGCGGUUCCAGCUCCUGGGGGCACCAGGUCCAUUGCUGGCAGUGGACGCACCAGCAAGUGCUGGCACAGAACGACGGUCAUUCCUCUGCCCCCCCCGUCCCACCGCUCCAGGCAUGGGGUCCGUCCGCUGAGUGAGCGCCCCCUCCCCUGCCCACCCACCUGAGCUGCAGCUCUGCCCUCGCCUGCCCCAUUACCCACGCUCCGGGCUCUGCCCCUCGCAGGCUCCCUGCCAAGCUCAGCAGCAGCUGGCUUGUUGCCUCUUCCCCUCUGACUGGGGGGGCACUUGGGCCCCAUCCAUCCAGGUGGGUUUGGGGGCAGGCGUGGGGCAGGCCGGGAGGCCGUCCCCCUCGGAGCCCAGGCUCCGUGGCAGCAGGGCCAUGGAGUUCCUGCGGCUCAGCCAGGACUCCAGAGCCCUGCUGAGCCAAGGCCUCGCCUGGCGCUGGCCCGUGGUGAUGCUGCAGCACCGGUGCCCGUGCCCAAGUGGCCCCGUGACCCGCCAGCACCCGGGCUCCCUCCCGCCCCGCAGCCAGGGGCUGAGCCAGCUCGGUCACCAGAAAGAAAAUACAGGCACUGAACGUAGCGGUAAACAACUGCAUGGUGUGUGGUGUCCAGCUCAACCAGCCGAUAACGCAACCCCACCAUCCUCAUCGUCUAGUUAUCCUGAUCCUUGCUGUAAAUGUGCCACAUGAAUAAAGUUUGGGG
Messenger RNA from Dermochelys coriacea (leatherback sea turtle), 3348 nucleotides. RefSeq names its product ERI1 exoribonuclease family member 3 (gene ERI3). Lineage: Eukaryota; Metazoa; Chordata; Testudines; Dermochelyidae. The transcript is spliced from 8 exons. Gene Ontology annotation, molecular function: 3'-5'-RNA exonuclease activity; nucleic acid binding. Bases 1182 to 1958 code for a protein of 258 amino acids. The record is from RefSeq and is a predicted model, not a curated record. Gene Ontology annotation, biological process: exonucleolytic trimming to generate mature 3'-end of 5.8S rRNA from tricistronic rRNA transcript (SSU-rRNA, 5.8S rRNA, LSU-rRNA).